AUGGCACAGGCACACCAAGGACGUGGUCCGUCACGAAAGCGAAGUGCAAUUUGGACCCUCUUUUCCGUUCCCGAAGGCGAAACUGCAAAGUGCAACUUUUGUGGAAAUGCUCUUUCCUACCGUGGAGGAGCAACGGCAAAUUUGUGGCGGCAUGUCCGAGUCAAGCACCCUGGCGCAUCUCUCCUGCGCUCGAACCCGGUCCUGGGGGCAUCGCAACAACAAGGUAACGAUGAGGUUGUUGACGACCCAGUGGAACCCUCACACCCUUCUCCGAAUGAAUCCGGUGCCCGACCUUCGGUUCCUUCGGGACUGUCAUCUUUAUCCUUGUCGGCACCGUCCACUUCAGGACAGUCCGCUCCUCCACGUCCCCUACCUGUUGCCCGAGGACACCGAUGGGAAACCCAGCAGCAAGCUACAAUUUCUCACUACAUGAAUAGACCGCUGACACUCAGUAAGACGGCAAAGCUAGACGAACAGCUGGUCAAACUUAUUGUCAAGGAGUAUCACCCAUUCUCCCUUGUCGAGGGUGAGCAGUUUAAGCAGUUUGUCUACGCGCUAAAUCCAAAUUACCGGCUACCAACGAGGAAAACGCUGUCGUCGACCCUCCUUCCACAACAGCAUGCAAAGGUGGCGGAGCAGGUAAGAAUGCAUUUACGAAGCGCAACGGCAGUUUGCUUAACGACAGAUGGUUGGACGUCAAUGACAAACGAAAGUUACAUUGGACUGACUGCACACUUCAUCGACGAAAACUGUGAGAUGAAGUCAUACCUUCUGGACUGUUUCUCUUAUAAUGAGCGCCACACCGCUGAAAAUAUCGCAAGUGAACUACAGAGAGUGGUGACAGAGUGGGACAUCCAGAACAAGAUUUGCGCUGCAGUAAGCGAUAGUGCGGCCAAUGUCACUGCUGCAAUUCGUGCGUGUGGUUGGCGUCACAAUCCGUGCUUCGCACACGUGCUAAACUUGGUCGUGCAAGCCGGCGUACGGGAAAUAAGUAGCGUACAAGCAAAAGUGAAGGCUAUAGUUCGCUUUUUUAAGCACAGCUCGCAUGGAUUGGCAAGGCUACAAGCAAUCCAGCAACAAAUGGGAAUGACGUUGCUUAAGUUGAAACAAGACGUUCCCACCCGUUGGAAGUAG
This is a messenger RNA of Ornithodoros turicata, 1134 nucleotides long. Its product is annotated as zinc finger BED domain-containing protein 6-like. Gene Ontology annotation, molecular function: DNA binding. The record is from RefSeq and is a predicted model, not a curated record. The coding region runs from base 1 to 1134 and encodes 377 amino acids. The transcript has a single exon. Lineage: Eukaryota; Metazoa; Arthropoda; Arachnida; Ixodida; Argasidae.